AAGGACACGGCUGCGAGCCCUCAACCAGAAUAGAUACGAGCAUUCGACGAGGAGCGGCGCACACAGAGGUUAAGGUCUUGGAGUCUGCUCUCCACUUUAAGGGCGUUAAAAAGCUUUGACUUUCCUGCUUUGGGAAAUUGGAAAACUUAGUAGUCUAGGUUUAGACAGAGGCUUUUUUUUUUUUUUUGUUUCUUUCAUUAUGGACGUUCAGAGGACAGGAUCUAUGGUUCGGCCUCCCAGCCCGAUGGAUAGCCUGGAGAAGCAGCUGAGCUGCCCCAUCUGCCUGGAUAUGUUCACCAAGCCCGUGGUCAUCCUGCCCUGCCAACACAACCUGUGCCGCAGUUGUGCCAGCGACCUCUACGACUCGCGCAACCCAUAUCGCUUCUCCGGAGGCGUCUUCCGCUGCCCUACCUGCCGGUUCGAGGUCGUCCUCGACCGCCACGGCGUGCACGGGCUUCAGCGCAACCUGCUGGUGGAAAAUAUCAUCGACAUCUACAAGCAGCAGCAGGAGGUGAACAACAGCGGAAACACGGAAACCAACCUGAAGCCUAAAGAAACCAAGGAACCAAUGUGCCAAGAACACGAAGACGAGAGAAUCAACAUCUACUGCGUGACCUGCCAGGCGCCCACCUGCUCCAUGUGCAAAGUGUUCGGGCAGCAUAAGGACUGCGAAGUGGCCCCUCUAGCAAGUAUUUACCAAACCCAGAAGGGCGAACUCAGUAAUGCUAUCGAUACCCUGGUGGCCAGCAACGGGCGUCUGCAGGCUCUGCUCAACCAGAUGGAAGACGCCUGCCGGGCCGUGCAGGAGAAUUCUCAGCGCGCUAAGCAAGGCCUGGCCGAGCGCUUUGACCUGUUGUACGCCGUGCUCGAAGAGCGCAAGACCAUUCUCCUGGAAAAGAUUGGGAAGGAGCAAGACGAGAAGGUGGCGGCUCUGCGGGCGCUAGCUCAGCGCUACGGCGAGCGGCUGCAGGCGAGUUCAGAGCUGACAGACUCGGCUGUGAGGGCGCUGGAGCAGAGCGGAGCCGCCGAGUUCCUGUUGACCGCUAAGGGCCUCAUCACGCAGACCAAAGAUGCAGCCAAAUCCUCACUGGGGGAAGACAGGCCAGAGCCGGGCUUCGAGAAGAUGGACCACUUCACUUUGGCGACAGAGCACGUCGAGGCAGUCCUCUCGAAAAUGGACUUCGGAACGGGCGGUGGUGAAGAUGAUGAGUUUGAGGAUGCGGAAGAGGAAGAGGAGGAGGAAGAAUAAUGAAAACUGAAGUAGAUGUGGACUUAUAAUUUAAUAUGUGCUUUUUUUAAAAAAAAAAAAUAGGGACGUGUUUAUCAUCAGGACUCUGAAUUUGAUACUGAAGGAAAUAAAAUAAGGUUAGGUUGGAUGUGGGCUAAGAUGGCGUGCCCAGACUUUCAGUGCAAUAUUUGAUUUCAAUGUCGUAUUCGUACCUUUUCUUAAUUUCUUUUUAUACUUUUGUACUUCUGAGUCAGUAAAAUGGAAAAUAGUCGUAGAGAAACCUAAAUACAGAUGGUCUGAAGCACAUUGUUGUUUUUUUUUUUCAUGUGUAGCCUUAUAGUAGUUUUAGUUCAUUUUCUUUCUCACUUUGUUUGUGUUUAAAUUGGUGAUUAUCUAACCUGUGAUUACCAAGUCUAUCUUUAGUGGAAUAAAGCUGCAUGAAAUUAAACACCAACUUGAGAUGUUGGUUGACCUGAUUUAAGACUUUUUCUUUUUUUUUUUUAAUGAAGUGGGUAUAAAAUGGAGAAAACCUGUCAUGACCUUUAUAGAUUUCCUUGGAGUGCUUCCAUCAAACUGUUUCCCUAUCUGUUGCUGCUCUGACUUGCCAAUGGUCUGUAUUUAAAAAUAAAAGCCCUUGCCCUGUC
This is a messenger RNA of Mugil cephalus (flathead mullet), 1872 nucleotides long. It is a transcript of the gene trim63b, whose product is annotated as tripartite motif containing 63b. The transcript has a single exon. The coding region runs from base 200 to 1249 and encodes 349 amino acids. Lineage: Eukaryota; Metazoa; Chordata; Actinopteri; Mugiliformes; Mugilidae. Gene Ontology annotation, molecular function: zinc ion binding. The record is from RefSeq and is a predicted model, not a curated record.